Messenger RNA from Sporisorium graminicola, 1125 nucleotides. RefSeq lists its product as uncharacterized. The record is from RefSeq and is a predicted model, not a curated record. The transcript is spliced from 2 exons. Gene Ontology annotation, cellular component: nucleus; cytoplasm. Lineage: Eukaryota; Fungi; Basidiomycota; Ustilaginomycetes; Ustilaginales; Ustilaginaceae. Gene Ontology annotation, molecular function: 5'-flap endonuclease activity; DNA binding; 5'-3' exonuclease activity. The coding region runs from base 1 to 1125 and encodes 374 amino acids.
AUGGGUAUCAAAGGCCUCACCGCGCUCAUCUCCGACGAGGCUCCUGGAGCCAUCAAGGAGAUGGAGAUCAAGACCUAUUUCGGCCGCAAAGUCGCCAUCGACGCCUCCAUGUCUCUCUACCAGUUUCUCAUCGCCGUUCGUCAGAACGAUGGCCAGCAGCUCAUGACCGAGUCCGGCGAAACUACCUCGCACCUCCUCGGCUUCUUCUAUAGAACCCUUCGAAUGAUCGACUAUGGCAUCAAGCCCAUGUAUGUCUUUGACGGCACGCCGCCGGACCUCAAGAAGGAGCUGCUCCAAAAGCGAUUCGGACGUCGUGAAGAGGCGCGUGAGCAGGAGGAGGAGCAGAAGGACGUGGCUGAUGUGGAAAAGAUGGACCAGCUCGCACGAAGACAGGUGCGCCCCACACGCCAGCACAACGAGGAGGUGAGGCAUCUGCUCAAACUCAUGGGGAUCCCGUGCGUCAUUGCACCCUCCGAAGCCGAGGCCCAGUGUGCUGAGCUUGCCCGUGCUGGCAAAGUCUACGCUGCUGGUUCUGAAGAUAUGGACACGCUCACCUUUGGAACCCCAAUCCUGCUCAAGCAUCUCACCGCCUCGGAGCAGAAGAAGCUCCCCGUUCACCACGUCGACCUGCCCAAGGCCUUGGAAGGCCUCCAGAUGUCCAUGCCUCAAUUCAUCGAUCUCUGCAUCCUCCUCGGCUGCGACUAUCUCGAUCCCAUCAAGGGUGUCGGUCCCAAGACAGCGCUCAAGCUCAUCCGCGAGCACAAGACGCUUGAAAACGUCGUCGAGCAUCUCAAAGAAGAGGGCAAGAAAUCCGUCCAGAUUCCCGAACACUGGCCAUUCCAAGAGGCAAGAAAGAUCUUCGAGAACCCAGACGUGCAAAAGGGCAAGGAUCUCGAUCUCAAAUGGGAGGCGCCAGAUGUCGAAGCCAUGGUCAAGUUCUUGUGUCAGGACAAGGGCUUUUCCGAGGACAGGGUGCGCAAGGGUUGCGAGAAGCUGCAAAAGUCGCUGAGCCAGAAGCAACAGGGCAGACUCGAUGGUUUCUUCACCGUCAAACCUGGCUCAACACCACCCAAACGCAAGGCUGAAGACGACAAGAAAGGCGCGAAAAAGAAAGGCAAAAAGUGA